AUGGAGCCGUUCUCGUUUGCGAGCUCGGAAACAGUGCACUUUCCCGUCAAGAUCCGCAUAAUAAAUCUUGAUGGCGACGAGGCCCCAUUUCUCUUUUCAACGCUUCUCGACAAACCCGAGCUUCGUCACAUAGGAUCGAAUACAAGCCCCCAUUCCGAUCUAUAUGUUACCGUGCAGGUCUGGGCUGGUUCCAAACCUCUGACUGUGCCCAUACAAACCUCAUACAAAGCCUUCCGAACCGAGAGGAGAUGGAACGAGUGGCUUACCUUACCGAUCAACUACUCGACUCUUCCAAUCAACUCAUAUCUCGCCAUCACGAUCUGGGACCUCUCUCCGACUGGUGGCGAUAACGCCCAAGGCCAUGCGAUCCCCUUUGGAGGCACGACCCUACCUCUCUUUGACAAGGAUAAUCAGGUCCACAAGGGCCGCCAAAAGUGCCAUGUCCACAGACAUAAAACUGCCGAUGGCAGCGAUAAUACAACCACUCCUGCGCGGCCUGACAAACCAAAGACGGGCAAGAGGGACGAGACCAUUAUCGUGGACAAGGAUGCCGAGGAGAUGGACCGCAUGGAAGUUCUCUUCAAGAAACAUGAGAUGGGCGAGAUACCAAAAGUGGAAUGGCUCGAUCAGCUUGUGUUCAGAGGGUUCGAGAAGCGCAAUGCCCAGGUUGCCAGGACCUCAGUGAAGGACCUGCAGAGAGCACGGGCGCAUAAAGAGCUUACAGCCGCCAGGAAGGAUGAAAAGACAGACAGGCUUGAGAACGGGGUGGAGCAGAGCCCUGGGCCUUCCAAGUUCACACUCAACGUGGAGUUACCUCGCUUCGAUUUCCCUGUCGUCUUCGCAGACCACGAGUACCCGCCACCCCCGAUAUCCUCGUUACAGCACAUGUCGGCGUCGCAAUCCCACAUUCAGCUAAAACCCCCGCCCGAAGUCAUGUAUGGCCCCGGUAUUAACGGGGUGGGUGACUCGGACGGAGUCGGCGGCCGACUCAUCCGGGUGUACGAUCCAGAAGUUGGCCACCGUGACAACCCGGCAGAGAGCAAGCACAGGAGGCUCGUGAGAAGUCAACAUAGACACGGCAUCAUGGAUAAAGACCUCAAGCCCAACGCGAAGACCCGAGACGAGCUCAACAACAUCCUGGAGUAUUCGCCGACACAACCACUGUCCCCCGAGGAGAAGGACCUGGUGUGGAAAUUCCGAUACCAUCUGACCCGUGACAAGCGAGCUCUCACUAAAUUCGUCAAGUCUGUCAACUGGACAGACCAGAGCGAGUCGAAGCAGGCCGUCCAAGUGCUCGCUAAAUGGACCGAUGUCGAUGUCGACGACGCUUUAGAACUACUCGGCCCGACCUUCGACAACACGGCCCUGGUGCAGGCGCUCAAGUUCGAGCACAUAUCGACUGACUCGAACCAGGAUGCAAUACAAGACUCGUCACUCGCUCGAUUUCUCAUAAGCCGCGCAGUCAGCAACUUCAUCCUAGGUAACUACUUUUACUGGUAUGUCAUGGUGGAGUGCGACGAUACCAGCGACGAGCAGCCACCGGAGGUCAGAAAGAUGUUCCAGAAGAUUGCAUAUGACUUCAUGGCCGAGCUUGUGAAGCAGCCUGACGGCCAGGAGACGAGGAAAACUCUGCUGCGGCAGGCCGAAUGGAUCGCCAUCUUAUCCAAGAUCUCGACGGAGAUCAAGCUGUCAAACGAGACGGUUCCUAGGAGGACCGAUCGCGUCAAGCACUUCCUUGCAGAUCCGAAGAAUGAGCUCGUCACCAUCGACCCGCCGCUACCCCUGCCUCUGGACCCGUCCGUACAGAUCGUGGGUGUGGCUCCACAAGAGACAGUCGUGUUCAAAUCAUCGCUGCAUCCCAUCAAGGUGGCGUUCAGGACCACAACGGGGUCGACCUACCCCGUCAUUUUCAAGACAGGAGACGAUCUGCGGCAGGAUCAGCUCGUGAUCCAAAUCAUCACACUAUUCGACCAGCUCUUGCUGAAGGAGAACCUCGACCUCAAGCUCACACCAUAUAGGAUUCUAGCCACGAGCUCCAGUGCAGGACUCUCACAGUUCAUCCCGUCGAUGCCCCUCCAGGCCAUUGUGACCAAGUACAAGAAUAAGGGCCCGGUGGCGUUGACAUACCUCAAGCAGAAUAAUCCAGAUGACAAUGCGCCUCUCGGGAUCCGUAAAGAGGCCAUGGAUGCGUUUGUGAGGUCAUGCGCAGGGUACUGCGUGAUCACAUACAUCCUGGGCGUGGGCGAUCGCCACCUGGAUAACCUGCUGCUGGCACCGGACGGCCACUUCUUUCACGCAGACUUUGGAUUCAUUCUGGGCCGUGAUCCGAAGCCUUUUGCGCCGGCCAUGAAAAUCUCCAACGAGAUGGUGGAGGCCAUGGGCGGGACCAACAGCGAGCAGUACAACCAGUUCAAGCAAUACUGCUUUUUGGCAUAUUCAGCCCUGCGCAAGUCGAGCAACCUGAUCCUGAAUCUCUUCAGCCUGAUGGUGGAUGCCAACAUCCCGGAUAUCAGGCUCGAGCCGGACAAGGCGGUUGUCAAGGUCAAGGAGAGGCUGCAGCUAGAGCUGAACGAGGAGAACGCGCUGCGCCAUCUCGCGAGGGUCAUUGAUGAUAACCUGUAUGCGUUCUCGGGCGUCAUGAUUGAUCGAUUCCAUGCGAUGACGCAGGCUUUCAGAGCCUAA
Molecule: messenger RNA, 2682 nt
Organism: Cryphonectria parasitica EP155
Lineage: Eukaryota; Fungi; Ascomycota; Sordariomycetes; Diaporthales; Cryphonectriaceae
Exons: 3
Coding region: 1-2682 (893 amino acids)
Biological process (GO): endocytosis; autophagy of peroxisome; autophagosome assembly
Cellular component (GO): phagophore assembly site; cytoplasm; peroxisome
Molecular function (GO): 1-phosphatidylinositol-3-kinase activity
Source: RefSeq, a predicted model, not a curated record